AUGUUCCUGCGACUGUCCGCUCUAUCUGGUACCGAAUAUGCUCCCGGAACCCAGGACGACAGGGCGGACAGGUGUCAUAACUCUCGCGAUGUUUAUGUCAAGUGUAUGAGAGAGACACGCAACAGAGGGCCUCGAGACUUGAGUGAUAAGGUUGCCUGGGAGGCUGAGCCACCGGUAUGCGAGGCUGAGCUCACUGUUCACGGCUCUUGUGUCGGCCAAUAUUUGAAGAACAGCAUCUUGAAACGUCGUCCUUAUCCAUUCUUGGACCCCUCCUAUACUGGUGGUGAAGACAACACUUACGCUGAUGACAAAUGUUUCGCAACCAGGGCCCAGUUUGAGAAAUGUAUGCUCAAGAAGGACAUCAAGGCCACUGACACAAGGUUCGUAUUUAAGGAUUUCGCCACCCACGAGACCAGUUUGGCGAAGCCGUAG
Molecule: messenger RNA, 432 nt
Organism: Perkinsus marinus ATCC 50983
Lineage: Eukaryota; Perkinsozoa; Perkinsida; Perkinsidae
Exons: 4
Coding region: 1-432 (143 amino acids)
Source: RefSeq, a predicted model, not a curated record